This is a messenger RNA of Argentina anserina (silverweed cinquefoil), 2401 nucleotides long. RefSeq lists its product as uncharacterized. The transcript has 18 exons. NCBI's taxonomy places the organism in Eukaryota, Viridiplantae, Streptophyta, Magnoliopsida, Rosales, Rosaceae. The coding region runs from base 81 to 1841 and encodes 586 amino acids. The record is from RefSeq and is a predicted model, not a curated record.
UGUAAGAAAAUGUAAGACUUAAAGUGGAGUUGUGAAAUGGGUCAGUACAGGAAUCAGUUUUACACAUAGUUUCAGAAGUCAUGGUGGUGCUUCAGCUUCAAUCCAUUAAUGGGUUGUUGCUCCAAUGCCCAAACAAGAACCCAGUAACUCAGAGAAGAGCCAGAGCUCAAAAAUGCCUCUGCUUGCAAACACAGACUCUUCCCUCCAAAACCCAGAGGAUAAUGGAGAGUUUGCCGGUGAGUAGUGAGGUUGGUGGUGCUGGUGGAGCUUACUCGUAUAGUGCUUUGAAGAGGUUGGAUCAAGUUUGGUCUAAGAUUUGCAAUGCUAAAACAGUUGUGGAAGAACCAAAGGAAGUGGUUUCGAAUUUUCCUGGUUUGCUUGGGAACUCUGAUCUGGCUGAAAAAGUGGUGGAUACAUUUGAUGUGUUGAUUUGUGGGGGAACUCUGGGGAUCUUCGUAGCAACAGCAUUGUGUGCUAAAGGUCUUCGAGUAGGUGUCAUUGAAAGAAAUGUACUACAAGGGAGGGAACAAGAGUGGAAUAUUUCGAGGAAAGAGCUCCUGGAAUUUGUAGAAAUCGGAAUUCUUGAAGAAGAUGAGAUUGAACAAGCUACCGCCAUGAAAUUCAAUCCUAAUAGAUGUGGAUUUGAGGGAAAGGGAGAUAUCUGGGUUGAAGACAUUCUUAAUCUUGGUGUUUCACCAGUAAAGCUUAUAGAGAUUGUGAAGAAUCGUUUUAUUUCUCUAGGUGGGGUCGUAUUAGAAGGCUACACUAUGUCCAGGAUUUCCAUUUAUGAAGAUGCAGCUGUCUUGCAACUUAGUGAGGGAAAGACUUUGUCAUCUCGCCUCAUCAUUGAUGCAAUGGGGAAUUUCUCUCCAGUUGUAAAACAGAUAAGAUCCGGAAGGAAGCCAGAUGGUGUUUGCCUUGUUGUUGGAUCCUGUGCUCGUGGGUUCAAGAAUAACUCUGACAGUGAUGUUAUAUAUAGUAGUUCGUCGGUCAAGAAGGUUGGGGCCUCUGCAGCACAAUUCUUUUGGGAGGCAUUUCCAGCUGGUUCAGGUCCUAAAGAUCGUACGACUUAUAUGUUCACUUAUGUUGAUCCUCAACCCCAAUCGCCAAAGCUAGAAGAAUUAUUAGAAGAAUAUUGGAAACUGAUGCCUGCAUAUCAGGGAGUCUCUCUUGAUGAGCUGGAGAUACAGAGAGUUCUAUAUGGCAUUUUCCCCACAUACCGUGACAGCCCACUUCCAGCAGCUUUUGAUCGUGUUUUACAGUUUGGUGAUGCUAGUGGAAUACAAUCACCUGUUUCAUUUGGUGGAUUUGGGAGCUUGACUAGGCACCUCAAGAGACUGUCAACAGGAAUAUACGAAGCAAUCGACGGCGAUUUUCUUGACUCACACAACUUGUCCUUGCUAAAUCCUUACAUGCCCAACUUAAGUUCUUCCUGGUUGUUUCAAAGAGCAAUGUCUGCAAAGGAACCGUCUAAUGUUUCUCCAGAUUUUAUCAAUGAGCUUCUGUAUGCCAACUUUCAGAGUAUGCAGAACCUUGGAGAUCCAGUACUCAGACCAUUUCUGCAGGAUGUUGUACAGUUUGGGCCGCUUACCAAGACAUUAGGCCUUGUCAUGUUAAAUAAACCUCAAAUUAUUCCAUCAAUAUUCAAGCAGGUUGGGAUUCCUGUACUUCUCGACUGGUCUGGACAUUUUUUCAUGCUUGGAUACUACACAUUACUCUCAACUUUUGCCGAUCCUGUAGUAAGGCCUUUAUUAAGUGCACUACCACCGGAGAUGAAGUAUGGAUGGAAGAGACGUCUCGAGGCUUGGAAAUAUGGUGCUGGUUUGGAUUACAAGCUAUGAGGAUAAGAUGACUGGAAGACGAUAAUUGGAGGUCUUGUAGGGAGUAAAUCACUUCGGAGGCACAAGUAUUCAGCCAGUUAGAACAGAAAAAAUGUAAAUGAACUUCAGACGGACCCGAGUACUCAGAAUGCAAGCAAGUCUGAGAAAAUGUGUUAUGAAUUAAACCACAAGCUUCUUUGAAUCACUAUUCAUCAAUUUGUUAGAUCAGAAAAGUGAAUUUUAUUACAAGUAAAUGCCUUCUCAAAAACCGGGAAGGAAAAACAGGUUUAUCACAAAAGAAUAAAGGAAGUCUAAUCUUAUAACAAGAAGCGAACCACUCGACAAUAUCACUUUUGCAACAUCAUGCCCCUCAUUCAUAAGCACUAUUCCUAUUCCUUUCACUUAUUCAGCACCACCACUAUUACCUAAUUAAACAAAAAACAAUCAUUAUUAUGACAUUAUAUCAAUAGUUGGUUGUCUUCGCACACAACACUUUAGAAAGGGCCUUCACAAGAGGCUUCUCCUUUACAUCUUCCUUCUUUUCAAAGCGCCAUUUCCUUGAUUUAUUUAGGAGCUCCAAA